UUCAUCAUCGACAAUACAAGAGACAACAACGGCCUGCAAACGCAGCCCUAGAUUUCAUCAUCGACAACUCCAAUUCUCUCCCUGUCCCCGCAUCCAUUUCCUAGACGUACGAUGCUUUCGAUCUUCUUCUUCGUAUUCUCCGCCACCACACCCAAAAUAAUCUACCUUAUUUUACAUAUAUAUAUGUUUACAUUCACCCUUUGGGCCAUUAAAUGUACGUGCCAUAGCCGCCGCUCGAUCACCUUCCCCCACCACUUCAAUGGGCUCUCUCCCUUCCCCUCCGCCGCCAACCUCGCCAGAAGCUUCCCUCUCCCGCUACCGGGUCUACACCUCGUUCUGCCGGAGAGAGCCGGGGCCUGAUUCCAACUGGAUAGAGUGUUACAGCCCGGCCGAGAACUCGUGGGACUAUGUUAGCCAAAUCCCGGGAGUGACAGAAAACCAUGUCUUGAAGGAUUUCGCCAUGGCCUCGGUCGGAGACUCCGUCUACAUCAUCGGCGGCCGCCUCUGCCGGAAGCAGCAGGCUCCCUCUGCCGCCGGAUCCGAUGACUUUCUCCAGGUCAACGUUGAAAUCAUAUCCACGGUCAUACGUUACAACAUUGGAUCGAAUCAAUGGUCGGCGUGCGCACCGCUUAAUUUAGCUAGGUAUGACUUUGCGUGCACCGUCAGCGACAAUAAGAUCUACGUGGCUGGGGGGCAGUCCACGCUGUCAAGCGCCAGGGGCACCUCGGCCACCGAGGUGUACGACACAUCACUCGACGAGUGGACGAUCCUCCCGAACAUGAACUACUUGAGAUACAAAUGUGUGGGUGUGACGUGGGAAGGGAAGAUCCACGUCAUCGGGGGAUUUGCGGAGAGAGGUGACAUGGACAAGAUUGUUCCUUAUGUGGAUCGAAGCUCUGCUGAGGUGUACAACAUACAAAGUGGAAAAUGGGACCUCGUGACACGGAUGUGGCAACUCGAUGUGCCACCUAAUCAAAUUGUGGCCUUAAGCGAUCGACUAUUUAGCUCUGGGGAUUGUCUAAACGCAUGGAAAGGCCACAUUGAAGCUUACGAUGGAAAACUCAAUCUGUGGUAUAUAAUUGAUGGAUCACAACUGAACAUCUCUCGAACCCCGAUCCAACGAUUCUUCUUAACUAUGGCCCCAGUCAAAACCCACUUAUACUUCUUGUCGGGGCAUCGAACGGAGAGGAGUUCGUCGAGCACAAAGGUGAUGGUCCACGUGUUUGACACGUCAGCGACUGAAGGGAGAUGGAAGAGUCAGGAGCCCGUUGAAGAUGAGGGAGAGAAAGAGUUAUGUAGCCAUUGUUGUGUGGUUCAACUUCCUUUAUGA
This is a messenger RNA of Diospyros lotus (date-plum), 1330 nucleotides long. RefSeq names its product F-box/kelch-repeat protein At1g16250-like. NCBI's taxonomy places the organism in Eukaryota, Viridiplantae, Streptophyta, Magnoliopsida, Ericales, Ebenaceae. The record is from RefSeq and is a predicted model, not a curated record. Gene Ontology annotation, molecular function: protein binding. Bases 260 to 1330 code for a protein of 356 amino acids. The transcript has a single exon.